Molecule: messenger RNA, 780 nt
Organism: Penicillium oxalicum
Lineage: Eukaryota; Fungi; Ascomycota; Eurotiomycetes; Eurotiales; Aspergillaceae
Product: putative EF-hand calcium-binding domain protein
Exons: 2
Coding region: 1-780 (259 amino acids)
Cellular component (GO): cytoplasm; nucleus
Source: RefSeq, a predicted model, not a curated record
AUGAAGGUUCUUUGCCUUCACGGAAAAGGCACCAGUGGUGCGAUUUUCCGGUCCCAAACUUCCUCCUUCCGAGCCAAAUUACCAGAUCAGUCCAUCGAAUUCGACUUUCUCGACGGUCCCUGUGCCAGCUCCGCCGCCGCCGGAAUCGAUCUUUUCUACGAUCCCCCAUAUUACUCCUGGUGGCAGGGCGACACGGUCGAAGAUGUCCGCGCCGCGGUCGCCAAUCUCAACGACUACAUUGCCCGCAAUGGCCCCUACGACGCUGCCAUGAUGUUCUCCCAAGGUUGCGUGCUGGGCUCGGCGGCCUUGCUCCUCCAUCAUGAAGAAACGCCACACUUGCCGCCCCCCUUUCGAUCAGCCAUCUUCAUCUGCGGCGGUCCCUCGAUGACAAUCCUCGAAGAACUCGGCUUCCACGUGUCGGCAGAGGCGCGUGAGCGCGACGUCGCCUCGCGCAACGCUUUGGCCAAACAAGCGGGCAACGCGGCCAUCCUCAGUCAAGGCACCAAUCGGUGGUCGGGGCUGGACUCGCUCACGAGCGGGUUGUCCGAAGAGGAGUUGCGCCAGGAGAUCGAGUGUCCCUUCCGAGUGUCGAUCCCGACGGUGCACAUCUAUGGUUCCAAGGAUCCGCGCUUCUCCGCAGGUGUCCACUUGUCUGCGGUGUGUGACCCAAGCAAGAGAAAGUCGUUUGACCACGAGGGAGGCCAUGAGAUCCCCCGUAACACACGCGUCAGUGAUAUGAUUGUGAAUUUGGUGCAAUGGGCGCUGGCGGAGGGUGCGUGA